This is a messenger RNA of Cydia amplana, 1903 nucleotides long. Its product is annotated as glutamate receptor ionotropic, kainate glr-3-like. The transcript has 9 exons. Bases 96 to 1895 code for a protein of 599 amino acids. The record is from RefSeq and is a predicted model, not a curated record. NCBI's taxonomy places the organism in Eukaryota, Metazoa, Arthropoda, Insecta, Lepidoptera, Tortricidae.
GUGCAUUCGAAAAAAAUGGUUGCCUCAAGACGAUCUUACGUAUUAUAGUUAUUUUAAGUCUUAUUUUUAUUAAAUAUAUUUAAAAAAUAGUCAAGAUGUUGAUACCGUCAAACAUAUUAUUCCCGAUUGAAAUAAUACUAAACACAAUAAUUAAUAAUUAUUUGCGAACGUCUUUUUGCUUAACGUUUGUCACUGAAACUGAAUUAAUGAUUAAUUUACCAUUAAACAUGAGCUCUAUGAGAAUAAGACCUAAUAAUUCAGAACUGGUGCAGCAAAUUUUGGAGGCAUCGGAAAAAGCUUGUACCGAUUACAUUAUACAAAUGGAUGAACCUCGAAAUUUUAUGGUAGCUUUUGACAAGGUCAAUCAUAUAGGGGAUGUAAGGAGAAGCGACAAGAAACUCAUAUUUGUACCUUUAGAAGACGAAUUUUACAAUGCAAGUGUCCUUACUGAUCUAUUUACGCUAAAGGAAACUGGUUACGUUCCUAAUAUUUUAUUAAUAGCACCCACUGCACAAAGCUCAGCAGACUGUAAAGUAUACGACAUGAUAACUCAUACAUUUGUCGGUGCCGACGAACAAAUACGUGAACCUCUGUAUUUGGAUCGUUGGUAUUCUUGUACCAAACUGUUUAAGAAUGGGGUAAAUUUGUUUCCUCAUGAUAUGUCCAAUCUAUACGGCAAGAAGGUCAAAGUAGGAGCAUUUACAUACAAACCGUAUGUAUUAUUAGACCUGGAUCCAUCUCUGGCUCCGCUAGGCCGCGACGGCAUAGAUAUACGUUUCAUAGAGGAGUUUUGUAGGUGGAUUAAUUGCACAGUGGAAAUCGUAAGACCCGACGACGGCCAGGAGUGGGGUGAGAUUUUUGAGAACAACACUGGCGUCGGCCUAGUCGGAAAUCUGGUUGAAGAUCGAACGGAAAUAGGAAUUACAUCGCUCUAUUCCUGGUACGAAGAAUAUAGGGCAUUAGAUUUUUCUGCUCCUAUUAUAAGAACUGCUGUCACUUGCAUUGCACCUGCACCUCGGAUUUUGUCAAGCUGGGACUUGCCAUUGGUGCCGUUCUCGUGGCUGAUGUGGAUGUGCUUGAUAGCUACAUUCUUCUUUGCGUCGUUUGCUCUCUUCGUAGCUCAACGAUCUGCUGACGACAUUUUCUUCGCUACAUUUGGGAAUAUGAUUGGUCAGAGUCCCGGAGACUCAAGUUCCUGGCGCAUACGCAGCAUCUCCGGCUGGAUGCUAGUGACAGGCCUGGUCAUAGAUAACGCAUACAGCGGCGGCCUGGCGUCCAGCUUCACGGUCCCCAAGUACGAGGCCUCCGUAGACACGAUACAGGAUCUGGUGGACAGGAGAAUGGAGUGGGGCGCUCCCGUUGACGCCUGGUUGUAUUCUAUGAUACUUUCUGAGGAGCCCCUAAUCAAGAGUGCAAUAAGUCAAUUUAAGGUUUAUCCACCAGAAAAAUUGACACAAAAAAGUUUCACAAGGAGUAUGGCGUUUAGUAUUGAACGCCUUCCUGCAGGAUCCUUCGCGAUCGGCGAGUACAUAACCAAGGAAGGUGCAGAGAACCUCGAGCUGAUGCUGGAGGACAUGUACUACGAGCAGUGCGUGGUGAUGACGAGGAAGAGUUCUCCGUACACCGCCAAGCUCACCGAGUUGGUUGGUCGUCUUCAACAGUCUGGGCUGUUGCUGUGCUGGGAAACGCAGAUUGCUUUGAAAUAUCUGGAUUUCAAAGUGCAACUAGAAGUAAGGCUGUCUAGAACAAAGAAAGACAUAGAUGGAGUUGAGCCGUUAAAUGCAAAGCAGCUAUUGGGUAUCUACUUGCUUUAUUUUGGAGGUCUAUUUAUAUCGAUCGUAGUUUUUAUUGCGGAAUUGCUCAUCAAACGCGGUAAAGCUACAAUUGUUAUAUGAAUUGUACA